AUGCGUACAUAUUUGAAUAAAAAGAGCAGACGAAUCUUUUUCAAAGUUCCUACGAACAACACCGCUGCUAUGAGACAGGAGCAACAUCGUAAACGUUCAUUUUCCGGUAUAAAUCCGCGCAAGCGUGAUCGGCACGAUCUUAUCUGUGUCGUUUGUCAUGCACCUGCAAUGGGUUAUAAUUUUGACCAAAUAACGUGCGAAAGUUGCAAAGCAUUUUUCCGUCGCAAUGCCUUAAAUAAUGCCGAUAAAUUUCAAUGUCGAUCGGGCACGAACGACUGUUUAAUCACUUUAGAUACAAGAAAAAGAUGUAAAGCGUGCCGUUUGAAGAAAUGCUUUGAUAAAGGUUUGCGCAAAGAAUGGAUUAUGUCUGAAGAAGAAAAAUUAACCAAGAAACAGAAAAUAGAAGAUAACCGUCGACUACGUGCGCUGUCACAAAAUUCUACGAUGCUUGCCUUUACACCUUCGAGUUCACCACCCGUCGUUCCCGAAACUGAAGCAUUUCAAUUUCCUCCCGUUUAUCAAAAGCGUCGCAGUCAUUAUGAUGAAGAUGAAACUAAUGAUACGAAACAACACAUUCGAUUAUCUGAUGAAGCACCCGAUGUAGAUGAUACCAACUUACUGGCAGAGGUUUUGAAUAAAAAGACUAUUCUUUCAAGUGAACAACAAUUUGACUAUAAAAUCUUGCUUGAUGAAUUGGACCGUUUAUUAUUGACCAAAAUUGAGGAAGACUAUAGUCGCGCUGUCCAUUUAAAUAUUUCAGUUGUACGUGGCUUUCAACAUCCAUGUUUACGAAGUCUCAACGAUGUCACAGAUGUUGUCAAUGAACCUGCUCAAAUCAGCACCGUUCGGAUGAUUACGUUUUUCAAACUGACACCCGAAUUCAAUAGUUUACACGAAGACGAUCGAUUAUCAUUGGUUAAGUAUAACUUACUUCCCAUACUUUACUUACACGUUUGCAUGUGCAUCGACAUGGAAACCGAGAUCUUUUGCGAACCGAAUACUACCAACGAUUUUUGUUAUCAUGCAAGUGAAUUACGUCGUUAUUCCGACGAAAUCUACCAUGUAACGAUGGCAUUAGUCAAAGAAGUUCAAGAUAUAUGUUGUAAUGAUCAUUUAAUUAUCAAAUUGGUUAUGUUGCUGAUGAUCUUCUCCAAAGGAUCUGAUUCAAAUGAGCCCGUUUGGCAUGAAACACAGAAAAUCUUUCAAUCACAGAAUAUGUUCGUCGAUCUACUUUGGAAAUAUCUCGAUGUCCGCUUUGGCAACGAUAUGGUACCGAUCAUUUACUCUCGUCUCAUCUUCGCCAGUAUGAAAGGCCAGAUUUUAGCACGAAAGACCAAAGAGGCGAUCGCCAAACAAGAGAUCAAUAAUGAUCAACUUGCGCCAUUAAUGCAGUCGGUCUUAUUCAAUUCCUAG
Molecule: messenger RNA, 1413 nt
Organism: Adineta ricciae
Lineage: Eukaryota; Metazoa; Rotifera; Eurotatoria; Adinetida; Adinetidae
Source: the annotation of a GenBank genome assembly